This is a messenger RNA of Daldinia caldariorum, 3210 nucleotides long. RefSeq lists its product as uncharacterized. NCBI's taxonomy places the organism in Eukaryota, Fungi, Ascomycota, Sordariomycetes, Xylariales, Hypoxylaceae. The transcript has 3 exons. Bases 1 to 3210 code for a protein of 1069 amino acids. Gene Ontology annotation, biological process: actin filament organization; peptidyl-threonine phosphorylation; protein autophosphorylation. Gene Ontology annotation, cellular component: cytoplasm. Gene Ontology annotation, molecular function: ATP binding; protein serine/threonine kinase activity. The record is from RefSeq and is a predicted model, not a curated record.
AUGGCUUCGUAUAGCAAUACAAUGCCAAUGGCAGCGCCUCGUCCUGGCCAACAGGCCGCUUAUGGCGCGCCAAUGCAAAGCCAUGCUCAAAUACCUAUACAUGGACAUCCCGCUCCUGCUGGUACCUUUGCUCCCGGUACUAAGAUUCAAGUCGGCAAUCAUAGAGUGGUGAUUCAGAAAUACCUAUCCGAAGGUGGAUUUGCACAUGUGUAUCUCGUCAAGUUACCACGCCCCGUCGAUGGAACCGACCUGGCUGUGUUGAAGAGGGUUGCUGUGCCGGAUAAGGAGACUCUUCGUGGGAUGCGGACCGAGGUUGAGACGAUGAAGCGGCUUAAGGGGCACCAAACAAUUGUUACAUAUAUCGAUUCGCACGCAUCUGAGCUCAAGGGCGGCAGUGGAUAUGAAGUCUUCCUCCUGAUGGAAUACUGUAAUGGCGGGGGGCUGAUCGACUUUAUGAAUACCCGGUUACAGCACCGUCUUACCGAACCCGAGAUCUUAAAUAUUUUCUCCGAUGUUGCGGAGGGUGUCGCUUGUAUGCAUUAUCUCAAGCCUCCUUUAUUACACCGAGACUUGAAAGUCGAGAACGUCCUCAUCACCGUAAAUGGAGCCAAGAGGAAGUUUAAGCUAUGUGAUUUUGGUUCAGCUGCCCCUCCGAGACCUGCGCCGCAAACUGUCGCAGAGUGCCGCAUGAUAGACGAGGAUAUCCAAAGACAUACUACAUUACAGUACAGGAGUCCGGAGAUGAUUGAUGUCUACCGGAAACAGCCGAUAGAUGAGAAAUCGGAUAUAUGGGCUCUGGGAGUUCUCCUCUAUAAGCUCUGUUAUUAUACUACGCCAUUUGAGGAGCAAGGGCAGCUUGCCAUCUUGAACGCGAGCUUCAGAUUUCCUAAUUACCCGAUAUUCUCCGAUAGGUUAAAGCAAUUGAUCGCAUCCAUGCUGCGGGAAGAUCUACGAUCUCGACCAAAUAUUUACCAAGUGCUCCGAGAAAGCUGUCGGAUGCAAGGGCGUGAAGUACCUAUACAUGAUAUAUAUUCUCAGCCAUCUCAUUUAGAGGCUAAGAGAAACGAGAAUCAAAUAACUGCUGGCAAAGACCCUAGGGGAACUCCAGGUAUAGGUGCUGUGUACUCACCACCACAGCAACCACAAACCCAAGCAAUCCCAGAGAUCACACCCAUGAGGCGUGGUAGACCAACAGUUUCCAACCAGUCCGUCCCAACACAGGCGGCCAAGCCAAGCCCGUCUCCAGCGAGGAUCACAAGUGGUGAUCCAUUUGCUGCACUUGACACUAAAACGGGACCCGGUGCCGACGCAGAUGAGCUAUCCUCUAGGUUUCCGACACUUGAUCAAUUCGCUCUCCUACACGAUCAAGGGACGAAGUUCGACUUUGAUAGUCCAAUAUCUCCCGCAGAUCCACAAAAGCAUCUAAGCCAGCGUGUUGCCGCUCAACUAGCGGAAGAAGCAUUCAUUAAACCUCAAGCCACAGUAGGGACGAUCCCAACAGGUCAAAGGCAAUCGACGGAUCUGAGCCGAGUGAAGUCAGUAGCAGCUGUAACGGACUUAAGAAGAUUAUCGCCUCCGCCUGGCUCGGUCAACAAGCCUAGUCCGGCACCACCCAAACAGCCAGUGGAGAUGAGUCGUGCCUCAGCCAUAAUAUCUAGUAAUCCUGAGCUCCAGGCUAUUUCUUCCCCUCCGCCGCAAACACCUCAAGAUAUUCCAAACAGACCGGCCAUGGUCUCGACCGGAACUAUGACUAGUACCCCUCCCCCUGAAAGACAAACCCGAGAUUACCCCCCGAUCCAUCGAUUCCCUUCGGCAGACCAGCACAGCCCAUCGAGUUUGCCUAGACAGCAGGAGCCCAUAGGUACUGGCCUGAAACGCCCGGAUAUAAGUUAUGCGCUCCGACCUACUCCAACGCCACGCAUUGACUCCAUCCAACCUUCACCAGGGCAUGCUCGACACUCAUCUUCAUCCCGCCCAUCUCUAGAAAGCGGCCGACCCAGUGCUGAACAACUCGAAUUCCUAUCUAAAACUUCUGUUACUGGAGGACGUCCUAGGCCCGCUAGUACUUAUCUUGAAUCUGAUAUGGACUACCUUCGCGAACGGGAGGCAGCCCCAAGGCCACUUCGCUCUCCUAGCUAUUCGCCAAAUCUACUUGGAAAUUCCUCAUCACCCAGACUAGAGCCCCAGGAUGAUACAACAAUAGAGUCAAAUGUAGACUUCCUCAGGUCGAUGGAGGAUUCCGAUGGGAAAAAGAAGGAAAAGGUUACAAAGCAACAUACGAAGCGCUCGAGUUUGACUUCCUUGUCCGGCACCAAAAAUAUCCUAGCUGGGAGGUUUGGCGAUGCUUUUAAACGAUUUGAGAGUAACCCUUCGGGAUCGGGUGCGCGUACACCAUCCCCACUCAAGGAUAUGGAGCGUCACGAUCUGACCCCUAUUGCGGGAUCGGAGGCAACCGAUGGUCGUAGUGAUGAUGGACAUCUUGGUGAGGCUGAAUUGACACCAGAAAUGCGACGAGAGCUUGAGCUCCAGGCUCUUGCGGAAGAGGAGCGGAGGGUGGAGGCCGCAGCUGCUGAAUAUAAGCAGCGGAUGGCUUCCCGGGAUGCCGGUGGUCCAUCGGGCCCGCUCCCCAAGAGUAUCGGUGGUGUUUCCCGAGCUGUAAGCAUACAGAACCGCGUGCAAAAUCUCCUAGACGAGUCGCAGAAGUCCUCCCAGCAGGUACAGCGCACAGCAUCAGGCUACGGCAAGUUCUCAGACGCAGCUGUAGCUAAAGGUCGCGUGGAAAAACAAGUUCCUGAAGUCCCCCCGAAAAACUUCACUGGUGGACGAGGCACUACUCCACUCAAGCCUGUCCCUACGUCGACCGAUCCAUCUGCCGCCGCUCGAGGCCGCGCUCAGCCCGAUCCCAGCUCUCCUGUUAAACCAACCCUUCCGCCUAAGCCUACGCAUCUCAACAAACUGCCCACAGGAAACGCCCGUGCUCGAUCACCGCCAAAAGCUGCGCCGUCACAACAGCCUCCAGGCCCCGCUCACCGUGCUUCUUCCGAGUACCUCGCGGGCGUAGGGUUACCCGGCCGGCCCAUCCUUGAUAUGUCUUUCAAGGAGAAGGAGGACUACAUCCAAGACUUUGCCAAGAGAUACCCAAGCCUUAGUUCUAUCGAGAUGGUUGAACGAGACCUGGAUGCCGAGGUGGAAAAUAGGGGGAGAAGGUAA